This is a messenger RNA of Tribolium castaneum (red flour beetle), 1987 nucleotides long. It is a transcript of the gene muc, whose product is annotated as midline uncoordinated. The record is from RefSeq and is a predicted model, not a curated record. Bases 222 to 1691 code for a protein of 489 amino acids. NCBI's taxonomy places the organism in Eukaryota, Metazoa, Arthropoda, Insecta, Coleoptera, Tenebrionidae. Gene Ontology annotation, biological process: pyruvate decarboxylation to acetyl-CoA. The transcript is spliced from 6 exons. Gene Ontology annotation, molecular function: dihydrolipoyllysine-residue acetyltransferase activity.
AAUCUUGGGAAUUUUAUCAGCCGUGACGAUUGUGUGAUAAAUGACGAUCCGUUAUAUCAUUACUUGUGUCAUAACGUGAUUUUUUGUUUGAUUUACCGGUUGAUAAGACUUGACGUUGUCGAUUCACGGCGGCGCCGUCAAAAACGUGAUCAGCACGUCACAGUCACAGAUUUUCGACGUGAAAGUCUUUUAAAUGACCUAGACGAGACAAAACCAGAAAGAUGUUGCGCACGUUUGUUGUACGAAGUGAGUUAGCGAAAGGCGCUCUCAGAAAAGUUGUCCGGUCGAAUAUUGUCAGAACUCUGACUGUAGAAUGCACAAAAAGGCGGAAUAACCACAGAUCGCUUCUCCUGAGAGAAAACAGGGCGCUGCAAUGGCACGGCCCUUCGGUGAACCCCCUCCGGCGUUACGCAACCGAAUACCCCCCUCACACCAAAGUCCUCCUCCCGGCCCUGUCCCCGACCAUGGAGCUGGGGACCAUCGUCAGCUGGGACAAGAAGGAGGGCGACCGCUUGAACGAAGGCGACCUCUUGGCCGAAAUCGAGACUGACAAAGCCACCAUGGGCUUCGAGACCCCCGAGGAGGGCUACCUUGCGAAAAUCCUCGUCCCGGCGGGCACCAAAGACGUCCCCAUCGGCAAACUAGUCUGUAUUAUUGUGGAAAAUGAGGCCGACGUGGCCGCGUUCAAAGACUUCAAGGACGAUGGCGCCGCCGCCGCGCCCCCCAAGCCAGCGGCGACCCCGGCGCCGGAGGCCCCCGCCGCCGCGCCGACGCCGCCCCCGGUGCCCGCCUCCCCCGUGCCACCGCCCGCGGCAAGCGACCGUGUCUACGUCAGUCCAAUGGCCAAGCGAUUAGCCGAGCAACGCAACAUCCGGUUGCAGGGCAAGGGGACGGGGCUGUUUGGGUCCGUCACCUCGGCCGACCUCGAGGGGAUGGCGGCCGGGGCGCCGGCGGCGGCGCCGCCGCCCCCAGGUUCAGAUAAUGUUCCCAGUGGGGCCCCCUAUGUUGAUAUCCCCGUGUCGGGGAUGCGCAGCACCAUCGCCAAGCGGUUGGUGCAGUCCAAGCAAAACGUUCCGCACUAUUAUCUCACCAUUGAGUGCAAUGUUGAUAAGUUGUUGAAGUUGAGGAGUCGGUUUAAUAAGAAGUUUGAAAAGGAGGGGGUGAAGUUGAGUGUGAAUGAUUUUAUUAUUAAGGCGGUGGCGCUGGCUUGUAAGAAGGUGCCGGAGGCGAACUCGGCCUGGAUGGACUCUGUUAUAAGACAAUACUCUUCAGUGGACGUGAGUGUGGCUGUGUCCACUGACCGUGGCCUGAUCACCCCCAUAGUCUUUGGAGCAGACGGGAAGGGUGUCCUUGAUAUCAAUAAAAUAGUUAAGUCGUUGGCGGCGAAAGCGCGCGACGGGAAGCUCCAGCCGCAGGAGUACCAAGGGGGCACUAUAAGUGUCUCAAAUUUGGGAAUGUUUGGAGUUGAUCAAUUCUGUGCCAUUAUAAACCCGCCACAAAGCUGUAUUUUAGCAGUUGGUACCACUGCCAAGCGAUUAGUGCCCGACGAGUCGGAGAAAGGAUUUAAGGAAUCCCAGUUCAUAUCGGUGACGUUGAGCAGCGAUCACAGAGUCGUUGACGGGGCUGUCGGGGCGCAGUGGUUGAAGUGGUUGCGCCAGUUCUUAGAAGACCCAGAGUCGAUGAUUCUUUAAAUUAUUGAAAUAUUUGUUAAAUUUGUCAUUUUCAUCAUACAUUUUCGUGCCGUUUUUCCGAGGUGGACGAGGUGUUGCCUGCUGGUGUAGAGAAGAAAUCUUCCAUCUGUAUAUUUUUGCAUUUACGAUAAGUUUUAUAGCGGAUCUUGCACCACAGGUCUAGUUCGAGGGGCUGGUAAUCAUCCACAUUGUGUUAUCACGAACACUUUCAUUGCUGAUGUUUAUAUAAAAAGUUGUAAUUUUUGUUGAGCAAGUGUAUUUAUGUAUUUAAGUAUAAAUAAACUAAUUGUACAUAG